CUUAACGCUGCGUCUUAAAACGCGGCACUCUUGACGCAAGGGCCCUUACAAAACAGCGAGACGAGUCGCAGCGGUCAAAGACGCCUAUUUAAAACAUCGAAAGACGACGUAAGAACGCGUCCUGUGCGGCAUUUUUACACACAUUCAACGUUAUUAUUUAUAUGUAUAAGAUAAGUCCUUCUUGAUUGGCUAGUUGCCUACCAACGUCUGCCUGCCAACCAAUGAGUGCUGGAGAUGAAGGAUAAGAUGGCCGUUCCUCUGUUCGCCCUGUUGGCAGUGUGUGUGGACGUGAGUGCCGUGAUGUUCAUUGGUGCCAUCCAGCUCUCCCCGUCCUUCAUCAACAACACCUUCAUCAUGCUGUGGGCCGGUGGACUGCUCCGAACAUGUCUCCUCCUCUUCGUCUCCUUCACCAACCCUGGCAGCCCAGCGUGGAUGAGAGGAUUCGAGGGGGUGCAGACAGCUGUAGUUCAUGGUCUUGUCUAUCCAGUGUAUAUCUCCUUCCUCUGGGCUUGUGACAGGCCUAUAGUGGAGCUGGUGUGGGGUUGGCACACCUGUCAAGGGCUCCUGCAGGGUUAUGCGGUGUUGGCUUUGUCUCUGUUGCUGUGGAAACGACAUGUUCCCACUCUCCUCCCGACGGCCAAAAAGGAGAAAACAGAGCAGAAGGCUUCGCUGCAAAGGCUGCUGGGAUACAUGAAGCCUUUCAGUGGACGUUUUGCAGCCGUCUUUUUCUUUGUGGUUAUUUCUUCAUUAGGUGAAAUGGCGAUUCCUCAUUACACCGGGAAAAUGACUGACUGGAUCAUGAAUGAAGAUGAACCCGAGGCUUUUAACCACGCCAUCACUGUCAUGACACUGAUGACCAUUAUGAGCGCUGUGUGUGAGUUUGUGUGUGACCUCAUCUACAACAUCACCAUGAGCCGAAUACACACGUCCAUCCAAGGACUCGUCUUCCAGUCUGUGCUGAAGCAGGAUAUUGGGUUCUUCGAUAAAUCUUCCACAGGGGACAUUGUAUCUCGCAUCACCACCGACACCAACACCAUGAGUGAGUCUCUGAGUGAGAAGCUGAGUCUGCUCAUGUGGUACUUCAUGCGUGUCGUCUUCCUGUUGGGCUCCAUGGUGCUGCUCUCCCGCACGCUGACCUUCUUCACCGUACUCGGCCUCCCCAUCAUCUGGAUUAUCCCAGAAUUUUCUGGCCAGUUUUACCAGAAACUUUCUAAACAAGUGCAAGAAUCUCUCGCCAAGGCCAAUGAUGUUGCCACGGAAACCUUCUCUUCCAUGAAGACAGUGAGGAGCUUUGCAAAUGAGGACGGAGAGACAGAGAGGUACAGGAAGUGCUUAGAGGACACGUAUGCCCUGAACAAAGUGGAAGCCGCUGCUUACGCUGCCUCAACUUGGACCAAUAGUAUGUCGAGUCUGACUUUGAAAGUCAGUAUACUGUACUAUGGAGGGCGGCUUGUGACAGGAAGUGAUGUCAGUAGUGGUGAUCUGGUGUCCUUUGUGCUAUAUGAGCUUCAGUUCACAUCAGCUGUGGAGGUACUGAUGUCAUACUGGCCGCAUGUAAAGAAGGCAGUCGGUGCUUCAGAGAAAAUCUUUGAAUAUGUGGACCGAAAGCCUGAUAUUCCUCCAGAUGGAUCCCUCGCUCCUCAAACUCUCAAAGGACAUGUGCAGUUCAAAAAGAUCACCUUUGCUUAUCCAAAGCGACCGGACACAGAUGUGCUGAAGAACGUUUCUCUUGAGCUGAAGCCAGGCCAGAUCACGGCUCUGGUGGGUCCAUCAGGUUCUGGAAAAAGCACUAUUGUGAGUUUGCUGGAGAGAUUUUAUCAGCCUCAAAGUGGGAAGAUUUUACUGGACCAGAAGCCACUGCUGGAGUACAAGGACCAAUAUCUACAUGAGAAGAUUAGUGUGGUGUCACAGGAGCCGGUUCUGUUUGCUCGGUCAGUGCAGGAAAACAUCAAAUAUGGCAAAGAAAAUGCCUCGGAUGAAGAAAUGCGCGCUGCUGCCAAGCUGGCCAAUGCAGAUGACUUUAUUUUGAAUUUGCCUAAAGGAUAUGACACGGAUGCUGGAGAGAAGGGCGGUCAGGUCUCCGGAGGUCAGAAGCAGCGUAUCGCCAUGUCCACUUCUUCUCAGGUGUACAGCGCUCUGCGGAAGGAGCUGAAGAACUGUACGGUGCUGCUCAUCACUCACAGACUGAGCGGCGUGGAAAACGCAGAUCACAUCAUCUUCCUCCGAGAAGGGGAAGUGGCUGAGGAGGGGAACCAUGAACAACUGCUAGCCAAACAUGGAUUCUAUGAAGAGUUUGUGAAUCAACAGAAUACUUCAAUCCAUCGCAAUACAGGAGACGUUACAAACUCCAGCCAAUGAUCUAGAGCAGCUGCUCUACAAUUAAUCUGAGCUUUCAUGUAAUACCAGCACAAAUCUAUGGAAGCCCGUUUCCGCCACUGAAAAAAAAAAAAAAAAAGGUAAUUG
Molecule: messenger RNA, 2463 nt
Organism: Sinocyclocheilus rhinocerous
Lineage: Eukaryota; Metazoa; Chordata; Actinopteri; Cypriniformes; Cyprinidae
Product: antigen peptide transporter 1-like
Biological process (GO): transmembrane transport
Cellular component (GO): membrane
Molecular function (GO): ATP hydrolysis activity; ABC-type oligopeptide transporter activity; ATP binding
Source: RefSeq, a predicted model, not a curated record